UUUCGAUUUUGAUUAAAUCAGAGUGAGAUGAACAUAUGCGGUAUCCAAAAGAUAGAAAGAGAGCUAUAUAUUUCGACGGUGUAAAAAUAUUAAUUAUUUACGCGUAAUGUAUUAAACUAUCCUGGAAGGCAAUGGAAAAUACUAUAAAAAUUGUUUUGUUUGGUUAUGUUUAUCAGUGCACAAAAUAUGCCUCACAAUUUUUUGCAAAUUUUGAGUGAAUAUUCUGCAAUUUCCCUCAAUAAAGAUGCAUCGAAUGCAGAAAAACUGGUGAAAAUAAAAUUGCGUUUCUUUGAAAAGAUUUUCACUAGAAAUUUCCCGGAAAAUUGCCUCGAUGAAAGAAAAUUAUCUUUAUAUCUCUGUGAAACGUUGAAUGGCAUUUCUGAGGAUGAGCAGAUGAUGCUAUCAAAGAGUGAGAAUGAUUGGAUUUACCUGGGAUUGAUGGAUUUGAUCAAUGGGCUGUCAGGAAGCUUUCCGGAAACCAUGCGAAAUAUUCUCAAUAAGGUAGGAAUAACAAUAAAAAUUAAUACUACUGCGAAUGUGUCUCUUGAGUUUAUUGAGGAAUGUGCAUGGACAAUUGAGAGAGUUCUGAGAAUGAAGAAUUUCUCAGUAGAUCGUCCAUUGGAUGAUGUCUAUUUGCAUCAGCUUUGUUCUCUGGUUUUCCUCAAAGCCACUCGAGAAUCUUGUGCAAUUCUCAGUGAAAAAAAUUUACUCUGUAAUCCGGAAGCAGUUUUAAAGCAAGAGAAAUUCAUGAAAUUCUUAAUUAUCUUAACUGGGCUACCUGGAGAAUUUGCCCAGGUUUGCCAUAGAGAACUUAUGAGGCAACUUCAGCUUCCGGGAGGUUUUCGCUCCCUGGCGACCAAUAUCGUCCUGUCAGAUGGCGAUAACAGUCCUCAGUGGAAGAAAUGUGAGACUCUAUCGAAGAUUGUCUCCAUUCCUGGUCAUGGAGCUCCUUUUUACCGAUUUAUUGUCCAGGAAAUUGCCAAUGUAGCUAGAGAUUCGAUAGAGAAGGGAGAAGAUCCUCUCGUUGAGGCUUCUAUAGCUUGUCUCAAUGCUCUCCAUGGAGCCAAAAUCAAUGGGGUGAAGGCCAGAGUGGAAGAUGUUUACGUGGGAGCUGUGAAAAAGUUGUCAAAUCCAGAGGAAAGCCUCACGGGGCUUGUUGUCUUGGAUCACAAAUCCCUAGACUGUCUCCUAAAGCUCAAUAGCAGAGCUUUCAGAAGUUCAGUGUCUGGAGCCAAAAGUAAAAUUCUCGUUGGGAUUCUUCCGUUGCUCUUUGAAUUGCAUGCCAAAUUUCCGGACAAUUCUCAGCCUCAGGAAAUCCUGCAGGACUUGAUUGUCUAUUGUUUGGCCAAUAGGACUGACGAGGAACUCGAUAAAUUGAUAGAGAUUUUUCUUUUUGGAGAUUCCCAUCCCAAUCUCUUGAAGCUUCAUCCAAGGAUUGUGGUCAGGGAAGUCUCCAAAGAUGAAUUUGCUGUUCAGUUGGGUCCUGACGGAGAUCCUCAGGAGUCUGAUUCAGCAGGGAAUCUCAUGAAAAUACUCAAAAAGUCCAAUCACAAUCUUCUAACUUACAAAGUUUUUAAGCACCUUUUGAGAUUGUUCGAAGAAUGCCUCAAGGAUAGAGAUCAAAAGCCAAAAUUGGACCUUCUGGAGGCUGAAGAUAUUGAACAAGUGCUCAGUGAAACUUUCAAGAGAAGGACUCUACUCAUUCUCAGUCUGUCGGAAUUGAUAAGUUACCAACCAAUUCAUUUCCUCUUAAAAGAGAAUCCCCAAGAUAUUGUUCCUUUUGUCCUCGGGGCUUUUCGCCGAGAAGCAGACAAGGAUAUCACAAAUGAUGUAGAUACAGAAACAGUUAUUAUCCUCAUGUCAAUUUUCCGGGAGUUUGUGACUUCCCAGCGAGCUGAGAGCUUCCACAAUGAGCUCCGGGAAUUGCUGAAAAAAAUAAAUCUAAGAACUCCCAAGGAAAUAUCUCAGUAUAUUGAUAUUUUCCUGGAGGAAAUUGCAGGCGAAUCGAAGAGUUUCUCAGUCAAGUCCAAGUUCCAGGAAGCUCGUCUUCUCUGCGACGAAAAAAUGCCCCAUAUCCGGGUUUAUGGGAUGACAGAAAUGAUUAAAUUGAUUGAGCAGAAAGAUGUUGAAACUCUCGCAAAUCUUCAUUCGACAUUUCAUAUUGUCCUGCAAUAUCUCACGGAUGAGGAUUCCUACACUUUCCUUACCUGCAUUCGCCUUUUGGUUCUCCUGACCAUGCAUCUGGAUGAAGCGGCUCUUGACACACUUGUGCUUGAGUACGAGAACCAGGACAAAGACAUAGACUUCAGGUUGAAACUGGGAGAAGCCAUUGUGAAGAUCAUGGAAGGAUUGGGUCCCAUGGCUUUCAAAUUCAAAGGAAUCCUCAUAAAUUGUUUUCUCCGAGGCACUCGCAAUGUUCAUGAGGAGUUCAGGACAUCUGCCCUGUAUAAUCUCGGCAGCAUCUGUCGAUUACUGACCUUUCAAAUUCAUCAUUUCUUCAAUGAGAUGAUCACGACAAUUCACGGAAUUCUCCAAACCGAUACUUAUCUUCCAUGCAGACGUGCUGCAACUCUCAUCCUGACCCAAAUCCUCGAAGGCGUUGACAAUCUCAUGGAUUUUCAAGAAUUCCUGCUGCCGACCUAUCGGCUCCUGAAGAAUGUGAGGGAGACUGAAACGGAUGAACGAUGUCGUGUUCAUGCGGAGAAUGGCCUAAAAGUGCUGAAUGCGAAAGUUAGGGAGAGUCUGAUUCCAAAGGAGGAGCGAAUGCAGAAAGAGAUCAAGAUCUUUGGCAUAAAAGAUGAGGAAAAGACCAAGAAGGCAUCCAUACUAGAGCUUUAGGGUAAUUGCGAUGCCCUCGUGAGAUAUUCAGAAAUUGCAGUCUUUUUUCUACAGUUCUGAGGAAAAGAAUAUGGACACUGAAAAGAAGUUGUUAGAUCGUUUUGUAAUUUUUGAAAAUAUUGUUUUAAACUUUUAAUGAAUUAAAAAAAAAUUAAAAACAAA
Phlebotomus papatasi is the source of this 3000-nucleotide messenger RNA. RefSeq names its product transport and Golgi organization protein 6 (gene Tango6). Lineage: Eukaryota; Metazoa; Arthropoda; Insecta; Diptera; Psychodidae. The coding region runs from base 166 to 2838 and encodes 890 amino acids. The record is from RefSeq and is a predicted model, not a curated record. The transcript is spliced from 2 exons. Gene Ontology annotation, biological process: protein secretion.